AUGGAUACUUUUCUAACUGGGCUCACCCGACAGGCAAUGAAUUAUGCUAUUCGGUCGGGAAUUGCGAUAACUGCCAGUUAUGCAAUGCGCCAGUCGUCGCGCUUGCUCAAAAAUGUCAAAAGCGAAGACCGAGAUGAGCUGGUCUCCUUGCAACAACGCCUAGAAAGCAAGAUACAGGUCAUAGCCCCAGCUAUUGACAUGAUUGAAUUGAUUGCUGCUCGAGGAAAUACGUCAUUGGAAUCUGCCGUCGCCCUCACGAAGUCUCUGAGAUGGGACAUUCAGGCUCUAGGACAGCGGCUUGGAAAAGCCGCGGCAUCUGAGGAAUUGAGACGCAAAGGAGCAAGCUCGCCCAAAGACCAGGCAAACAGUGAGAAAGAGAUCAAGCUUAUUAUCAAAGAUAUCAAGAAGCUGUUGGCUCGAAUUGAAGAUGCAGUGCCAUUGAUGAAUCUGGCCAUCACUACCUCUGGGGCAAAGUUAUCCACUAACUUGCCCGCAACGGUAUCGCCAUCCCGGCUCCUCCAAGCCAGCACAUUUCUCACAGCAGGGGAUACACAAUAUUCAAUGUCCCCAUCUCAGGCAGUCCAAGUAGGGCCGACUUUUACCUUAUCGAUGUACAUGCUAUUUGCCAGUCACUUGCGACCCCAUGAUGAAGAAUCGGUCCGCGAGGCCACGUGGAAGGAAGUCAUGCACAAGGCGCGUUUGAAGCUGCGUCGCGUCCCAAUAGCUUCAUUGCAGUCUCCAGGCCAACGCCCGCGAACGAAGCUUCCAGGACCAGCGGGGGCCGAUGAGUACGCUUACCAAGUCCUGAUCAUCGAAGACCUAGAUGAUGGCCGAGUCCACACAAUCGACGAAAAUGAUCCACAGCCCCAGAACUACGAAGGCGUUUCCACGGCAGGAAUCCGGGAGAUUCUUCCUAUUCAUCAAAUCUCAAAAAUCUUCUACGCAGACACCGGGAGAAUCCUCAAUAUCAGCACAGAGGGCGAAACAAACAACCCAGUGCUGCUGUUGAAACGGGACCUAAAUGCUCUCCCGCCACGGCGCAUGAUGGAACGCGAGGAGGUAGAGGAGGACUUCCCUCAAGCAGAAUCCGAGGAGGAACCAGAGGACGAGGAGCAAGCUCAACUCGAUGCACAGCUGAACGGAGAGUACAAUCGGGAAACAAGCAGUUUCGAUCAUUUACAUGAAGACUCCAUACCCGAAGAAUGGCGGACAUUCGUCUCACUCCCCUCUCCCCUAAAUCAGUCAUUCUUGUCCGCUGCCGCCGCAACAACAGUCUCCAACCCUCACUUCGAGAACAUCCGCACCUCCCUAUCCCUCCUCGAAACUCUGCUCCGUCUAACAUCCCUCCAACAAUUCCAACAACAAUCCCACCUAUCCAUCAGCGACGAGCUCCUCAACUUCUUCCUGGAAGAGUCCUCCACCACCGGCGCUGGCGGCGACGAACAGCACCGCCAGCGGCUCCGCUCCGAGGCCCGUCGUCGCGUUGGCUGGGACCCCUACAAUGAAAGCCCUGUCAAACACCGCGGCGAGGAUUACCAGUACGGCUGGGAGCCCGGUAGUCCCCACCAAUACGGCGGCGAUCCUUACUCGCCUAGUGGGCGGCCGCAGGGCUUCCAUCUUCGUUCUAGAGAGAGUACGCCGGAGACACCGGUGCGCAAAGGCUCGCCGAAUGUACGUCCAGUUGGUCAGCGUGGUAUGAGGCCUGCGUAUACUGAGUCGCCCCUUUCGAAAAAGAUAGGUAGGUCUCUGGAUGAUGGAGAUGUAGGGUCUGGCAGGGCAGAUUGA
Messenger RNA from Penicillium mononematosum, 1785 nucleotides. Its product is annotated as RanGTP-binding protein. Bases 1 to 1785 code for a protein of 594 amino acids. Lineage: Eukaryota; Fungi; Ascomycota; Eurotiomycetes; Eurotiales; Aspergillaceae. The transcript is spliced from 6 exons. Gene Ontology annotation, molecular function: GTPase regulator activity. Gene Ontology annotation, cellular component: cytoplasm; nucleus. The record is from RefSeq and is a predicted model, not a curated record.